GCUUGCAUUGAUCAGUGCUACUACUCAGAUGCUGCAAUUGCAGAUGGCUACUUCUGUGUGCUAGCAGAAGUUUAUAUGCGUCAAGAGAUACCGAAAUGUGAAAUUCAGAGACUCUUAAGCCUGAUCCUCUACAAGGUUGUAGAUCCUUCUAGACAAAUUCGUGAUGAUGCCCUUCAGAUGCUUGAGACGCUUUCUGUCCGUGAAUGGGCUGAGGAUGGCAUGGAGGGUUCAGGAGGCUACAGAGCUGCUGUUGUAGGGAACCUUCCUGACUCAUAUCAGCAGUUCCAGUACAAACUCUCUUGCAAACUUGCUAAAGAUCACCCUGAACUGAGUCAGUGGCUUUGUGAAGAAAUCAUGCAGAGGCAGCUUGAUGCAGUCGAUAUAAUUGCACAGCAUCAAGUCUUGACGUGCAUGGCUCCAUGGAUUGAGAACCUCAAUUUCUGGAAACUCAAGGACUCUGGAUGGAGUGAUAGACUUUUGAAAAGUCUUUAUUACGUUACAUGGCGGCAUGGUGAUCAAUUUCCUGAUGAAAUUGAGAAGCUUUGGAGUACAAUUGCCAGCAAACCCAGGAACAUAAGUCCAGUUUUAGAUUUUUUGAUUGCAAAAGGUAUUGAAGAUUGUGAUUCAAAUGCAUCAGCAGAAAUAAGUGGCGCAUUUGCUACAUACUUCUCUGUUGCCAAAAGAGUAAGUUUAUAUUUAGCUCGUAUAUGCCCCCAACGUACUAUUGAUCACUUGGUUUACCAACUGGCUCAGCGAAUGCUCGACAGUGUAGAACCUCUGAGGCCUAGUGCCAACCAAGGUGAGGGAAAUGGAAACAUCGUGUUGGAAUUUUCUCAAGGCCCUUCUGUUGCUCAAGUCACAUCAGUUGUAGAGAGUCAACCUCACAUGUCACCUUUACUAGUUCGCGGGUCCCUUGAUGGUCCACUAAGGAACACAAGUGGGAGCUUGAGCUGGAGAACAGCAGCUGUUGGAGGGAGAAGUGCCUCAGGCCCAUUGACUCCUAUGCCUCCUGAGUUGAAUAUUGUCCCGGUAACUGCUGGUCGGUCUGGCCAACUUCUUCCAUCACUGGUCAACAUGUCAGGGCCACUAAUGGGAGUACGGAGUUCAACCGGAAGUAUGCGAAGUCGUCAUCGCUCUCGAGACAGCGGAGACUACUUCAUUGACACUCCAAAUUCUGGGGAUGAUGGGUUGCAUUCUGGGACUGUUAUGCACGGUAUCAACGCAAAAGAACUUCAAUCAGCAUUGCAAGGACAUCAGCAGCACUUGCUCUCUCAUGCAGACAUAGCUUUGAUUCUACUUGCUGAAAUUGCUUAUGAGAACGAUGAGGACUUUCGGGAGCAUUUACCUUUGCUCUUUCAUGUCACUUUUGUAUCAAUGGAUAGUUCAGAGGAUAUUGUCUUGGAGCAUUGUCAGCAUCUGCUUGUUAAUCUAUUGUAUUCCCUUGCAGGGCGUCAUUUGGAGUUAUAUGAUGUUGAAAAUAAUGAUGGAGAGAACAAGCAGCAAGUAGUAAGCCUCAUAAAGUAUGUUCAAUCUAAGCGGGGUAGCAUGAUGUGGGAGAAUGAGGACCCCACGGUAGUGAGGACGGAGCUACCAAGCGCAGCACUCUUGUCUGCUCUGGUGCAGAGUAUGGUGGAUGCUAUCUUCUUUCAAGGAGAUCUCCGAGAAACUUGGGGAGCAGAGGCACUUAAAUGGGCUAUGGAGUGCACAUCUAGGCAUUUGGCCUGCCGCUCUCACCAGAUUUACCGUUCACUAAGGCCUGGUGUAACAAAUGAUGCAUGUGUAUCCUUGCUACGUUGUCUUCACAGGUGCUUGGGAAAUCCUAUACCAGCUGUUUUAGGUUUUGUUAUGGAGAUCUUGUUGACAUUACAGGUGAUGGUGGAGAAUAUGGAACCAGAAAAGGUUAUACUCUAUCCCCAGCUUUUCUGGGGUUGUGUGGCCAUGAUGCAUACAGAUUUUGUCCAUGUGUACUGUCAAGUGCUGGAGCUUUUUCGUCGGGUUAUUGACCGUUUAUCUUUCCGAGAUCGAACAACAGAGAAUGUGCUUCUUUCAAGUAUGCCUCGAGAUGAGCUUGAUUCAAGUGUUUCUGACAGUUCUGACUUCCAACGUCUGGAAUCACGGAAUGCUUGUGAGCCAUCAGCGUCAAAUGCAAAGUUCCCAGUCUUUGAAGGAGUGCAGCCACUGGUUCUUAAAGGCCUUACGUCCACUGUCAGUCAUGGUGUUUCUGUUGAGCUUCUAUCGAGGAUCACAGUGCCUUCGUGCGAUUCCAUCUUCGGUGAUGCAGAAACACGCCUUUUGAUGCACAUUACAGGCUUGCUUCCCUGGCUCUGCUUACAGCUCAGCCAGGAUGCAGUUAUGGGGUUUAUGUCACCACUACAGCAGCAACAUCAUAAGGCUUGCUCUGUUGCAGCCAAUAUAGCCGUCUGGUGUCAAUCAAAAUCAAUGGAUGAAUUAGCUACUGUUUUUAUGGCUUACUCCCGUGGUGAGAUCAAAAGAAUAGAAAACCUUUUAGCUUGUGUUUCACCAUUACUAUGCAAUGAAUGGUUCCCCAAGCACUCAACUCUGGCAUUUGGGCACCUCCUACGGCUUCUUGAAAGAGGGCCAGUGGAAUAUCAUCGUGUUAUCCUUCUUAUGCUGAAGGCAUUGCUUCAGCAUACUCCAGUGGAUGCUGCUCAGAGUCCACAAUUAUAUGCAAUUGUAUCUCAGUUGGUGGAAAGCCCUUUGUGUUGGGAGGCACUUAGUGUGUUGGAAGCGCUCUUACACAGUUGUAGCUCUUUACCUGGAUCACAUCCUAAUGAGCUGGGGCAAUUUGAGUAUGGGCUCGUUAGCACCGAAGAGAAGAGUCUUGCACCUCAAACCUCAUUUAAGGCUCGAAGUGGACCAUUGCAGUUUGCAAUGGGCCUCGGGUUUGGAGCAGGUUCAGCGCCAGCGGGACAAUCUAAUGCAUCUGAAUCGGGUUUGUCAGCAAGAGAAUUAGCAUUGCAAAACACGCGGUUGAUGCUAGGGAGGGUGCUUGAUAGUUGUCCACUUGGGAAACGGAGAGAUUAUAGAAGAUUAGUUCCUUUUGUAACAAUUACAGGGAACCUGUAAGCUUCUCCUUUACACGUUAUUAAAUAUGAUAUCUGUGAGCUUGACUUGUAAAUAAGUGAGCUCAUUUAAUAAUGUAGAGUUAGCUUGGUUCUGAUAUUUAGAAUGCACCAAGCUCCCUCGAGUCUAGUUUUGGUCUAGUUCUUUACAUAUUUUCAGGUCUAUAGAUUUGUAUAUUGUUAUCACAUAAUCAAAUGAAUGCUUGACCACUAUAAUGGUAUUGGCUACUUUGAUGUUUA
Messenger RNA from Nicotiana tabacum (common tobacco), 3323 nucleotides. Lineage: Eukaryota; Viridiplantae; Streptophyta; Magnoliopsida; Solanales; Solanaceae. The record is from RefSeq and is a predicted model, not a curated record.